AUGGACGACGACGACUACAUAGAUGAGGUCUUACGAUAUGAAGAUGAAAUAUAUAAUGAGAAGGCAGAGUCAUCGGAAAGUGAAGAAGAAUUCUUGAAGGAUCCAUCGAUCAUUUACGGUCAGCUAUAUUACUCGAGCGAAAAGCCAAAUCUGACUCCCGGCGGAAUCAUUGUUAAAGGUCAGGAGUCUACAAAACAUGUUCCAGAAGUGCGUCAAAAUAACAAAGAGGAUCAAUCACCAGAAGAGUGGAUUUUAUCAGCAACACAAAGUACGGAUAAAUGUGUAAUGUGCGAGUCAGAGGAUCACAGUUCAAGUAUGUGUGAAAGAACGACACAUCCCAACAAUGAUGAGGUGUCGUUCCGCGACCCAUUACCUACGUUAGUUGCUUUAAUUGUUCUAGUAGCAAUCAUGGAGGACGUACAUGUGAUCAUAGAAAAAUAUGAUGCUCGUGUUCGAUCAUUGGAUGAAAUAAAUAUUCGUGUAACCAUUGAUGUUUAUUUACACGUUAAUUUUUCAAAUAUUGUCAAACUGGCGACCACAUACUUUCCUUCAACACCUCCUAGACAACCUACUACACCUAUUCGAAAACGUACACCGCGUACACGUUUGAGCACUCCGACACAUUCACGUGUGACGACACCUACUACUGCGCGCACUAAUAAGUCAAUCAAGUCUGUAGCCUCUUCACCAACCUCACCACUUCAAAACAGCAAUUUAAUUAGAAGGUUCAAGUCGUGUAAAAAAAAAAGUCCAAGGUCUUCCUUCAAAAAGGAGGCAGUAAAAUUGGAUGUUAUUGCAGACGACUGGAUAAGCGUUUGUAAUACUCCUUCUAAAACAAAAAAGGUCAGACCUCAGUGUGAUCGAUUUAUCCCCACUCGUGAUAUCAUGGGAGAUCCAUCGAGCCAUUUCAAUACUACACAUAGAGAAUCAGGGAAAGAACAAUAUUUGGAUAGUGCAGAUCUAGAAUAUCAAGAGAAACUGGCAGAGGCUUGUGGUAUUGCGUUUGAAAGACGAAUUUUGCAAUUUAGUGCACCACCAACUGGAAAAGAGGAUUUAGGUCAAACAUAUGGGCAACGUUCCAAGAAAUUUACUACAUCAAUUCAAUUGAAAAGACGAAUACCUACUGUUCCUGAACGUAUUCUUGAUGCACCGGGUAUGAUAGAUGAUUAUUAUUUAAAUCUGUUGGAUUGGAACGUUAAGAAUAUGUUGGCCAUUGGACUUGAUCAGAAUGUUUACGUCUGGAACGCCGAUACUGGAGAUGUGAGAACUAUUGCUCAGACAGAAGCUAAUGAUUAUAUUUCUAGUUUGUCAUGGUCUCACGAUGGUGAAUACUUGGCUGUAGGAACAAGUGAUGGAGACACUCAAAUAUGGGACAUCUUGAGAGAACAAAAAGUUCGAUCAAUGGCAGGACAUAAUGCUCGUGUUGGUGUUCUAACUUGGAAUAAAUAUCUUGUUUCUUCCGGUUGUAAAGAUGGUAGUAUUUGGCAUCAUGACACUAGGAUUGCACAACAUAGAAUCGCAGAACUACUCGAUCACGCAAGUGAAGUUUGUGGGUUGAAAUGGAGUCAUGACGGAGAACAAUUAGCGAGCGGAGGUAAUGAUAAUCGCGUCAAUAUAUGGGAUGCGAGGUCAAGUACGCCAAAAUUUACAAAAAAUAACCAUCUUGCUGCGGUUAAGGCUGUUGCAUGGUGCCCAUGGAAAAAUAACCUUCUUGCUACGGGUGGAGGUUCAUUUGACCGCCAGAUUCAUUUCUGGAAUACAAGUUCGGCGGCCCGUCUCAAAUCAAUUGAUACGGGAUCUCAAGUUACUUCAAUAAUUUGGUCAAAAGAAUAUCAAGAACUCUUGUCUACACAUGGAUUUCCAGAACACCAUAUGUCUAUUUGGUCUUAUCCUAAAUGUCGAAAGAUUAUCGACAUUCAAGCUCAUGAUACUCGUGUUUUGCAUUCAGCCAUGAGCCCUGAUGGACAGGUAGUGGCUACGACUGCGAGUGAUGAAAAUCUGAAAUUUUGGAGAGUUUUUCAAAGUCAAAGCAAAAAUGAUAGAUCUAAAAGUGUUAAGGAAAAUGGAUCAAGUGUAUAUUCUGGUUUACUUAUUCGAUAG
Cetraspora pellucida is the source of this 2100-nucleotide messenger RNA. The record is from the annotation of a GenBank genome assembly. Lineage: Eukaryota; Fungi; Glomeromycota; Glomeromycetes; Diversisporales; Gigasporaceae.